AUGAAGGAGAUUGACGAAUACAAGACUAUGCCUAUCUACAACGAGCAGCAGGAGCUCCAUCCAUUGGCUCAAUUCCGCGACAUCCAGGAGUAUGCGAACAGCGCAAAUGUGCGCUUGACUGGCUAUGGCACAGGCAUCCUGUCCUCGAACGAGGUUGCCAAAAGCAUCGCAGCAAGGCUGGGCCGAUCCCCUGGACAGGUUCUGCUGCGCUGGGCCGUCCAGAAAGGGAUUGCAGUUACGCCCGCGUCGAGAAAGGUCGAACGAUUGAAGGAAAACCUGGAAGUGCUGAACUUCAAGCUGGAAGACGAGGACCUUUACAUUGCUGCGGCGGGUUUGGCUGACGUUGUUGCAGGGUGCAUUUCCAUGGGCUUGUGUUUUGGUACAAAUCGUGCCCAGAAUGAUUUAGUAGUUGUAGAAAUCAAUUUUCCAGAAAGGGCUGGCCGCAAUCUUUAG
Messenger RNA from Symbiodinium pilosum, 453 nucleotides. The record is from the annotation of a GenBank genome assembly. Lineage: Eukaryota; Dinophyceae; Suessiales; Symbiodiniaceae.